AUGACGGAAAUAAAUCUGAGGAAGUUUCACGCAUCAGCAACUUCUCGCCUUAUGGAUCAGGUCCGAAAGGCAGGAACAGGUGAAUUGGACUCCGCGAAGGCUGAACAAAUGCUGAAGUCCGGUAGUGGUCAUUAUGACCGCAUGUUGCAGAAUCACGAAACAUUAAUUCGCUCGGCCAAAGACGAGGAGCUUGAGGUACAUACAUCUUGGUGGCAUUCCACUGAAGAAAUCUACAACGAGUUAUGUGCAAGUCUUCUGCGUCUACGUAGAGUGCAAGUUAAUCCUGGAGACUCCGUCAUCCAGCGUAAGGGAGAUCCGCCUAUUGAGUUGAAACUCGAGCCAUUAAACAUUCCAACCUUUGACGGAGCGCUGCACAAUUGGUUGGCCUUUAAGGACGCCUUUGAAACAUUAGUGCACAACAGGGAUUUACCGCCAGCAUAUAAACUCGGUAAAUUGCGUCAAGCUGUGCCAUCAGCAUCGGUUCCUCUGUUAGCAGAAGUACAUGUCGCUCGCUUCCUCAACCUCGCACCAGUGUCGGAGGACUCUGCAAAGACGCUGCUGAAUAUCGUCGAUGUAGUGAGCGAGUCCCUGCGUGCAUUGACUGUUAUGAAAUUGCCAGUGACUGAGUGGGACGCAUUGACAGUACCCAUUGUAUUCUCGAAACUUCCAUCUGUAACACAGCGUGAGUGGUGCAUGCACUGUUCUCCGACUGAGAUAAGCAGCUUAACAGAUUUAUUGCAAUUUCUGGAGAAGAGAGCGCACAGUCUUUCCACAGAGCUUGUACGGGUGCGUCCCGGCUCUGAACAAGGGGUAGGACGUCAGCAAGGGCGAUCGUCAUCAGCACGUGCAGUUAAAUGCAAUUUAGCGUCCGAGAAUUCUAAGUGUCCAUACUGCCAGUGUGCUCACAAGAUCAUACGUUGUCCAAGAAUAUUAGAUUUGCCACCAGAAAAACGAUUUGAGGCCCUAAGAAAGUCUGGUCUGUGCUUUAAUUGUUUAGGACAAGGGCAUUUAUCCAACCAGAGCUCUUCAGGUGGAUGCCAUAAGUGCGGACGCAAACACAAUACAAUUUUCUGCCGUGAUUCUCCAAACACUGCCGCAGCUGCGGCAUCGAAGGCCGCCAUGCCUGCCACGUCCAAUCCCCCAUCGUCGCAGGUUAAGUCAUCUACGCCCACAUCAUCAUCUUUAUGA
Messenger RNA from Rhagoletis pomonella (apple maggot), 1188 nucleotides. RefSeq lists its product as uncharacterized. NCBI's taxonomy places the organism in Eukaryota, Metazoa, Arthropoda, Insecta, Diptera, Tephritidae. The transcript is spliced from 2 exons. The coding region runs from base 1 to 1188 and encodes 395 amino acids. The record is from RefSeq and is a predicted model, not a curated record.